GUGGGUUAUCUCCAGUGCAGUUUCGGAUCUCGAGCCAUCGACUUGUGUCCGCCCCUGUUUUUCUUAUUUCAUUAGACAAAUAAAUCGAAUCCCCCCCCCCCCCCGUCAUCAGUUUCUCAAUAGUACACACACAUCUCUGUCUCUCUCUCUCUCUUUCUCUCUCUCUCUGCAAUUUCGUUUUUUCCAUAUUCCUUUCUUCUUCUUUUCCUUCCUAUAUCUUCUUCCUCUUCCCCCCGACCCUCCUCCUUCCUUCAGUGCGUGCGACCAAUCAAAACUUAUCGGCUCCUGUGGAAUUCCUUUUGAUUCGAAUCAACCCAAAUAUAAAGGAGUCUUUGAUUGGAUAUAUAAAUACAAGGAGGAUCGACGUCGUUGGUUGUGUGCUGUGCUGCUGCCUGAAUCUCCCACUGCUCAGCUGAUUCAAUAUAAAUACAAAUCAUCAUGGCGGCUUUCGUUGCCAAACAAAUGCUGGGCAGCAAAAUGAACGCCGUUAAAGGUCUGGGAGGCAACGACAGCGAGGACGGCGACACCAAAGACAAGGACGACGAGGCCGAGCGUGAGCGAUUGGAGGCCAUCAAGGAAGCCGAGGAUCGCCGCAAGGAGAAGCACCGCAAAAUGGAAGUGGAACGUGAGAACAUGAGACAGGAUAUCCGCGACAAGUACAAUAUCAAGAAAAAGGAAGAAGCUCCUGAAGCCGAGACUCAAAAGGAGCCGGACAAUCCGCUGAUGCGCAAGAAGAAGACGCCCGAGGAAUUGGCCAAAGAAGCCGAAGAAGCCGACCAGGACGAAUUGACAAAAUUGAAGAACACGCUGGAGACCCAGGUGAACGAGUGGAAGUCGCAGAUCGAGAGCAAGUGCGUCGUUCAGUGAGGAAUAAAAAGCCCCACCUACUCUACACACCACAUGUAACUUCCUCCUCUUAUAUGAUAUAAAACAUUCAAAUGAUAAGAAAUUGAUGCCCCUAAUCAGCCCCAAAGAAAUAACAAAAAAUAAUUUCCAUCCCACCCAAAAAAACCAAAAUAUCGAACUUCAUCUAUAGCAGAGACGAGGGAUAACUUAUUAGCUAGGCUAUCCAAAAAUAUUUUAAUCGACACACAAACGAUACGACAGCAAAUUAUAUUCCAAUGGUGUCAUUUUUUAUUCAAUUGAAUUUGGGUGGGUAUAGGCGAUUCCUCCAGCGAAGCAACGACGAGCUAAACUAUGCAAAAACAUUAAAAUAUAAAAGAGAAAAAGGGCAAACAAAAAUAAAACCAAAACAAUUUUGGGGCGUCAAAAAAAAAAUU
Molecule: messenger RNA, 1280 nt
Organism: Daphnia pulicaria
Lineage: Eukaryota; Metazoa; Arthropoda; Branchiopoda; Diplostraca; Daphniidae
Gene: cpx
Product: complexin-like
Exons: 6
Coding region: 439-867 (142 amino acids)
Biological process (GO): synaptic vesicle exocytosis; neurotransmitter transport; regulation of neurotransmitter secretion
Cellular component (GO): SNARE complex; terminal bouton
Molecular function (GO): syntaxin binding
Source: RefSeq, a predicted model, not a curated record